Chaetomium strumarium is the source of this 1809-nucleotide messenger RNA. RefSeq lists its product as uncharacterized. The record is from RefSeq and is a predicted model, not a curated record. The coding region runs from base 1 to 1809 and encodes 602 amino acids. Lineage: Eukaryota; Fungi; Ascomycota; Sordariomycetes; Sordariales; Chaetomiaceae. The transcript has 6 exons. Gene Ontology annotation, biological process: carbohydrate metabolic process.
AUGAAUGCGCUCUCUAUGAUCACCAAGGCUGGCGUGCCGGCAAGGAAGAUCAUGGUGGGCAUAGCCAGCUACGGCCGGUCUUACAAGAUGACGGACUCCGGCUGCAGAACAGAGCUCUGUACCUUCGAAGGCCCCGAGUCCCGGGCGGCCCCAGGCAUGUGCACGGGUACAAAUGGGUACAUCGCAAACGCCGAGAUCAACGACAUCCUCCUGGAAGAACCGUGUAGAAUCAAGACCUGGUCUGACGAAAAGACUGACUCGGAUUAUCUGGUGUACAGCGGCACGGAAUGGGUGGCGUACAUGUCAAGCUCGCUAAAAGAAUCGAGGGCCAACAAAUACAAGGCCUUGAACCUUGGCGGCGUGUCCGAUUGGGCCGUGGACUUUGCCGAGUAUCACGCCGUGUCUCGGCCGGCGGAUGCGCAGGAGGACACGGAUGGCCUCGACGAGGCUGACGAGUGGUGCAAGGGGCAGCACAGCAAUCUCGAUGACAUCCCGGAGAACCUGUCUCCGACCUGUGGCGCUGUUUAUGUUCUACAAGCACUCGGCAGCAUGCUCGACGCCGACCUCAAGAACUACACCCACAUAUUGGCGAACGGCUACGACGGCAAGUUCAAGACCUACGCCGAUGCUGUCGUGCAGUCGGCACCCAACACCAUCCGGGACUUCUACAUGCAUAACGGUACCAAGUACUUCUCCUGCGUCGUCGCCGAGGGGCAGCUGUGCUGUUCCCAGUGCAGCGACCGGUACGGCGACCUGCCCGGGCACGGCCAGUGCCGGUACUGCAGCGGCAGCCUCUGCCAGGGCAUGGGAUAUGCCUAUCUCAACGUCUCGGAGCCGUGUCCGCCGGAAUUCUCGUUGCGCGCCAGCCAGAACGAGGUGCAGAGACAAAGCGAUACCAUCUACUGGACACUGCGCCCGGACCAGGCGGACCAGUUCUACGCCGACCUGGAAGCGGAUACGGGCAUUGCGAAGGAGAACGUCGGCUGGGGCGCAGUCAACCACGUCCCAACCGGGUGCUACGAGUACCCUCGGUGCUACAACAACGGCUGGGACUUUGGCGUGCCCAAGAUUGUCAGCGGUUACAAUGCCAGCGACGUGGCCAACCCCAAGGACACCAUCGUGUCCGCUGCCGAGGCUGUCAAGAUGAACUCCGCCAUCACAUCGGCCAACGACUACGUGGAUGCCUUUGCGCUCCCCGUGCUCAUGGUCCACGCCGCGGUCGAGAACAUGGCUAGCGUGAUGCAGAUCGCAGACAAGGUGGACGAGGAGAAGCGCAAGGCACUCAUCUGGAUGUUGAUCUCGGCCUUCCUCUUCCUGGUCCCCAUCAGCGGCGAGGCCAUUGGCGCCAUUGCCAGCCUCUCCAACGACCCUUCAACGGCCCCAUUUGCCAUCUUUGGCUUUAUCCUAUCCGACGGGGUGUUCCGCGAGGCUGACGAGCUACGACGCGCCGCCAACGCCCGGCGCGCGAUGAGGGGUGAGGACGUGGCCAAACUCGGCAAAGGGGUUGCCGAGGGGCUUGGCAAGAUCGGCAAGGUUGUGGCCAGCGCUUGUAUGCUUGCCGAGGACUUGGCUUGGUCGAAGAUGACAGCCAACCCACGCCGCCAAGCAGACUUCGGCGCCCUUCGAGUGGGUGAGAUUGCGACCAGCCAAGAGUCCAAGACCGAACCGAACCGGCGAGCCCCGCUUCGGAUCAAUGGACGGCAUAGCUACGACCGAUGUUCACCGAACAACCGCAAGAUGGCCUUCAACGCGAUCGGCAAGGGCUAUUCAUCAGAUCCUGGAAGAAGAGAUCCCGCGCCAGGAAGAUGA